AAACGCUGUCGUACGGAUAAGAAACUCACAUGUCGCUUGCAUUGGAAGCGAAACUUAACCAGUUGACACUCUAGACACCAAAAAUCGAGCUCCAUGUACAUUUCUACACAGAUUUACACGAUGAGAGAAAGAGAGAAAAAAAUGAGUAAUAGCAACACACAGCUUUCUUCAAUUAAAUUCUGACAGAUUGUUCAAAAAAAAAAAACCGCGUCCAAACAUGGUUCAACAUCGCAGAGCAACAAGUAGAUUGUGCUUCAACCCCACCAUUUAGAUCUACCUCUCUUCUUCUUCUUCUCAAUUAGCUCUGGUAAUUAAGCUCCAGAUCUCACCUUAUAUAGCUCUUCGAUUUUCUCCAAAUCCAAGCGCUAAUCUCUCAUCAAUUUUGAUCGGAUCCAAUCCGAUCUGAUCCUCGAAAGCCUAAAAAUGGCAGGGGCAGUGUCGGCACUGUUUCUCUUAGAUAUCAAAGGCCGCGUUCUCAUUUGGCGUGACUAUCGCGGCGAUGUCUCCUCCGUUCAGGCCGAGAAAUUCUUCGCCAAGCUCAUUGAGAAAGAGGGUGAUCCGGAGACGCAAGAUCCGGUUGUGUACGAUAAUGGUGUAACCUACAUGUUUAUACAGCACAACAAUGUGUUCCUGAUGGCGGCGUCGAGGCAGAAUUGCAAUGCUGCCAGCCUUCUUUUCUUUCUACACCGCUUAGUUGAUGUCUUUAAGCAUUAUUUUGAAGAGUUAGAAGAGGAAUCGCUUCGAGACAACUUUGUUGUAGUGUACGAGUUGCUUGAUGAGAUUAUGGACUUUGGUUACCCUCAGUAUACAGAAGCGAAGAUUCUUAGUGAAUUCAUCAAGACCGAUGCUUAUAGGAUGGAAGUUACGCAGAGGCCUCCCAUGGCCGUAACAAACGCAGUUUCUUGGCGUAGCGAAGGGAUACAAUACAAGAAGAAUGAGGUUUUCUUGGAUGUGGUGGAGAGUGUUAAUAUACUUGUCAACAGCAAUGGACAAAUAAUUAGGUCUGACGUUGUUGGAGCACUGAAGAUGAGAACUUAUUUAAGUGGCAUGCCUGAGUGUAAGCUUGGCCUAAAUGAUAGAGUAUUAUUGGAGGCACAAGGUCGUGCAACCAAGGGAAAGGCUAUUGAUUUGGAAGACAUCAAAUUUCAUCAGUGUGUGCGUUUGGCCCGGUUUGAAAAUGAUCGGACCAUAUCCUUCAUACCGCCUGAUGGAGCUUUCGAUCUCAUGACAUAUAGACUCAGCACUCAGGUAAAGCCUUUGAUUUGGGUGGAAGCUCAAGUUGAAAGGCAUUCUAAAAGUCGUAUUGAGAUUAUGGUAAAGGCUCGGAGCCAGUUCAAGGAGCGCAGCACUGCCACAAAUGUUGAGAUUGAGUUGCCUGUGCCAUCAGACGCUACAAAUCCAGAUGUUCGUACAUCAAUGGGGUCUGCAUCGUAUGCACCUGAAAAGGAUGCAAUGGUCUGGAAAAUAAAAUCUUUUCCAGGUGGCAAGGAGUAUAUGUUGAGAGCAGAGUUUCGUCUUCCAAGUAUAACAGCAGAAGAGGCAGCUCCUGAGAGAAAAGCUCCUAUACGUGUGAAGUUUGAGAUACCAUAUUUUACUGUAUCAGGGAUACAGGUUCGAUACUUGAAGAUUAUUGAGAAAAGUGGAUACCAAGCUCUUCCAUGGGUGCGGUACAUAACAAUGGCUGGCGAAUAUGAACUAAGGCUUAUAUGAUGGUUGCUUCACAUGUUGUUUCUAUCCACCAUGUGUAUUUCUCCGCGAUUUAGUACUCAAAUUGGAUAUAUAUCAAGGAGCCUUUUGAAAGUCCGUUGCCAUGUAUUGAUGAUUAUUGAGAAUAAUCAUUUUUGGUUCUCUGGCAUUAUUUUGGUUGGUUUGUGCAUCAGGAAUUAUUUUGACAGGAUUUUUAGUUGGUGGUUGUCCAGAAAGUACAUUUUGUUAUCCUUUUCUUCUGUUCGGAAUAACAUAGCAUAUCUUGUAAUUUCAAUAUUUUCCUGUCAUCUUUGUAUUCAAAUUAGUAUUCCUUGAGAAA
This is a messenger RNA of Quercus lobata, 2026 nucleotides long. RefSeq names its product Clathrin adaptor complexes medium subunit family protein. NCBI's taxonomy places the organism in Eukaryota, Viridiplantae, Streptophyta, Magnoliopsida, Fagales, Fagaceae. The transcript has 11 exons. Gene Ontology annotation, cellular component: clathrin adaptor complex. The record is from RefSeq and is a predicted model, not a curated record. Gene Ontology annotation, biological process: intracellular protein transport; vesicle-mediated transport. Bases 424 to 1710 code for a protein of 428 amino acids.